This is a messenger RNA of Ostertagia ostertagi, 303 nucleotides long. Lineage: Eukaryota; Metazoa; Nematoda; Chromadorea; Rhabditida; Trichostrongylidae. The record is from the annotation of a GenBank genome assembly.
AUUGAUCCCGCAGUGUCCGCCUUUGUUGACCUACAAAAUACACUCAUUUUACCGCUGAUACUGGAACUAGGAACAGAAGAACAAAAGCAAAAAUAUCUUCCGAAAGGGUGCACAGAAUGGAUCGGUUCGUUCUGCCUUUCCGAAUCCAGCUCAGGAUCCGAUGCCUUCGCCAUGAAGACUGUCGCCAAGGCGGACGGCGGUGAUUAUGUUAUCAAUGGGUCAAAGCUGUGGAUCACCAGUUCGAGCCACGCUAAGUUCUUCCUGGUAUGUUUCUCUUGGCUAUUCGAAACAAACGAAACAACA